This is a messenger RNA of Mus musculus (house mouse), 3590 nucleotides long. It is a transcript of the gene Aar2, whose product is annotated as AAR2 splicing factor homolog. The record is from RefSeq and is marked validated. Lineage: Eukaryota; Metazoa; Chordata; Mammalia; Rodentia; Muridae. The coding region runs from base 496 to 1650 and encodes 384 amino acids. The transcript is spliced from 5 exons.
AGCCGAACUUCCGUCCCGUUUCCGCGGAACCGGAGCUUGAGGUGCUACGGUGAGUGUCGGCCCUCGGUGCGCCUUUCGGCCUCCGGUUUCCUUGUGUGUGGUCGGGCCACCUCGCUUCUUGUCUCAGAAUCGCGCUGGCGGAGUCUGGCUUUGUGAGCUGGUGUCUGAGGAGGCCUUUCUUCCUGAGAACCCGUCCCUGAGGACACCGUGGUCAGGGUCUCUGGGGCUCCCGAAGGAACUUCCCCCCACACCCCUUUAACUGUAACCAGAGAACGAGACUCACUCGAGCUGGAUCUGCGUGGCUUCCGGAUCCUUUGUGUAUAAUGGACAAGCACUGCACCUGAUGAACCGCGUUCUCACCAGCCGCUUGGUUUCAUUGUUGAUUUCUGAGAAGACCGUCUCUAGCAAUCAAGGGUGAUUUUGAACUCCAGAUCAAGGGUUGGGAAUACAGGAGACAGAAAAGAGCCCUGCUUUUGGUUACCCUCCACUGGCUUCAUGUCUUCCAUGCAGAUGGAUCCAGAGUUAGCCAAGCAGCUCUUCUUUGAAGGAGCCACGGUGGUCAUUCUGAACAUGCCCAAGGGGACAGAGUUUGGCAUUGACUACAACUCUUGGGAGGUGGGGCCCAAGUUCCGGGGUGUGAAGAUGAUUCCCCCUGGCAUCCACUUCCUGUACUACAGCUCUGUGGACAAGGCCAAUCCCAGGGAGGUGGGCCCUCGCAUGGGCUUCUUCCUCAGCCUGAAGCAGCGGGGGCUGACAGUCCUGCGCUGGAAUGCAGUCCAGGAAGAAGUAGACCUGUCUCCAGCUCCAGAGGCUGAAGUAGAAGCUAUGAGAGCCAAUCUCCCAGACCUAGACCAGUUUCUGGGACCUUACCCAUAUGCUACACUCAAGAAAUGGAUCUCACUCACCAACUUCAUCAGUGAGGCCACCAUGGAGAAGCUGCAGCCUGAGAGCAGGCAGAUCUGCGCCUUCUCAGAUGUGCUGCCUGUGCUUUUCAUGAAGCACACCAAGGACAGGGUGGGGCAGAACCUGCCCCUCUGCGGCACCGAGUGCAGAAGCUACCAAGAGGGCCUAGCCCGGCUGCCCGAGAUGAGGCCCAGGGCUGGGACAGAGAUCCGCUUCUCAGAGUUGCCCACUCAGAUGUUCCCAGCAGGAGCCACACCAGCAGAGAUCACCAGGCACAGCAUGGACUUGAGCUAUGCCCUCGAAACUGUGCUCAGCAAGCAGUUCCCUGGCAACCCCCAGGAUGUGCUUGGUGAGCUCCAGUUUGCCUUUGUGUGCUUCUUGCUGGGCAAUGUGUAUGAGGCAUUUGAGCACUGGAAGCGGCUCCUGAACCUCCUGUGUCGGUCUGAAUCUGCCAUGGGGAAGUACCACGCCCUGUACAUCAGCCUCAUCUCCAUCCUGUACCACCAGCUUGGUGAGAUCCCUGCUGACUUCUUUGUGGACAUUGUCUCCCAGGACAACUUCCUCACCAGUACCUUACAGGUUUUCUUUUCUUCUGCCUGCAGUAUUGCUGUGGAAGCCACCCUGAGGAAGAAAGCUGAGAAGUUCCAAGCCCACCUGACUAAGAAGUUCCGCUGGGACUUCACUUCAGAGCCAGAGGACUGUGCCCCAGUGGUGGUGGAGCUCCCCGAGGGCAUCGAGACGGCCUAACUGCAAAUCCUCAAGCUGUGGGAGACCUCUUCCCUCAUCACUACAACCCAGCGUCUCCCCCAUUCAUUGUCCUGGAACCCUGCAGCACAGUGAUCCAGUCAGGUCCCGCAAGGAUGGAGCUGGAGCCUGUGCUCACCAUAAUACGUUCCUUUGCUACAAACGUGGCCAUUUAUGUAUGGCUUCCUAUAGACUGGCCCAGCCGCUGAAUUUCAGGAAAAAAAGAGGUCGAGAUGAAACCUGCCCCAGCAACAGUCUAAUUCCUUCUGACAAUGAGAAAUGAACAUUAGAUCCAAAAGAACUAGCUGCUUAUUCCAUUGCUGCUUAAAAGAGGAAAGAAACCAGAUCCAUCCUAGGGUCUGUGGCAUUAAGUCAGUGAGUUUUUAAGUUAAGUGUGGGUUGGUAGCUGAAUGUGGUUUGUAUAGAGUUUCUGCCUGCUCCUGGUUGGAUGGAAGGAAACCUGCUGGAACUCAGGCCACUGACCUCUCAGGAGCCUAGCUGGGAACAGGUGACAAGGAAGAUGAUGGGUUGAGUCUAGCAGGUGGCCAGCUUCAUCUGCCACACCUCCUUCUGCCAAAAGCCACAGUGGUUAAUACCUGAGUCGGCCGCUGACUGUGGGGUCUCCUGCUACUGUCACCGUCAUCCUGAGGCCUCACUCUGCAGCAGGAUGUAGAAACCUCCCACGGGUUCCCAUUUCUCACAAAGGCUCCCAUGAUGCUUCUGAUGACAUGGAAAUCAACAGCAAAAGGAGGGGUCUUGCUCUGAGCCUGCUUCUUAAGCCCUGGUAAAGCCUGGGCCUUUCUUCAGAACCAUAGAGAUAGCUGGGUAGCUUAACUCUCCCCAGCACUGCUGUGGGAUUCUCAUGAGUGCUGUCAUGUUUCUGGUGUUAGGGAGUCUUGAAGGCACACCCAUUGUGCGGUGUGGGCAGAGUUCUGCCUCAAGAAGGGCUCCCAGGCCCUCCAUUCUGACCUCAGGCUCUCUGCUGUACUCUGGAGUCCUUCUGAGGCUUGAGCUCACAGCAGGCCAGUGAGUGAGAGUCCUGCUGUUUAAGACUUUUGGUUCCUCUUGUUUCCUUGGAGAUGUUUUUCCAAGAGCACAAUGUACAUUAAAGUCUUUGAGUUGGGACUAAUCCCCCUGUGUGAGUCUCUUACAGCUAAUCUGCCCAGUUUCCAAAGUAGCCAAGCUGUGUGCAUAGACAACACAUCUACCUGCAGAACCCACCCUGGAGACCUGCUCACUCCCUACAGUCCCUGGAGAAGGCAGCCAGCCAGCCAGCUUUGCCUUUUUGCAGAGAGACACACCCUGUAGCUCUACAUUAACCUCAAGUUUCACCUUGUGGGAAUUGCUAUUCCUUUUUCCCCACAAAACCCACUCAUCACAACUACCUGGGGACUGGGUUAAAAGUGCAUCUCCCAACAAAUGAAUUUCUGAUGCAGGCUGCAAUGUGUACAAACCUUCUGCCGGGGCUGAGGAAAUGACUCAAUGGGUAAACUGCUUGGUAUAAAGCGUGAAGACCUUCAGAUCCCCAGAACUCGUGAAAGGCCAGGGCAGCAGUGCAUACCAGUAAUCAAAAUGCUGCAGAGGCUGAGUGGUCCUAGGGGCUUUCUGGUAAGCUGGAACUUGGUAAGCUGCAGGUUCAGGGAGAGACCCUGUCUCGGACAUAAGGUGGAAAGUGACAGAAGACAUCCAGUAUCAACCUCUGACCUCCACAUGCUCACACACAAAUGCACCUAACACAUAUACCACGCAUUCACUAACAGACUGUGUUGGGGUUAGGAGGCCACACGACAUGCAGGCUUUCCGCUCACAGGCAAUACCCAGCAUAGGCAGAUCCACAUGGUGACAGAUGAAGGCCACCCACAGCGUGCCCUCAGAAGCAGUGGUUUGUGGUAGAACACUUGUCAAACCAUACUCCACGCAGAUUUAAGAGCUGUAGUUCUGAG